Amoebophrya sp. A25 is the source of this 1889-nucleotide messenger RNA. The record is from the annotation of a GenBank genome assembly. Lineage: Eukaryota; Dinophyceae; Syndiniales; Amoebophryaceae.
AUGAAUUUGUUUUUCGGGGGUAAGAAGAAGGAGGCGGCGGCGCCGCCAAAACCCAAGGUGAACCUGGGCUCCGAAGCGGCAGAUACAAUAAAGAAGCUCAGAGGCGAUAUAACAGCUUUGGAAAAAAGACGGAAGUACAUGGACGUCCAAGUGACAGAGCUUGACGAGACGGUGAGGGAGAAAGUCAGAAAGAAAGACAAAAACGGCGCGAAAAUGGCGCUUCUGAGAAAGCAGGCAUUAGUGAAGAACGCAGGACAAAUCGACAAUCAAAUACUUACGCUGGAGAACCAGUGCAUGUACUUCCUUCUGAUUAUACCUGAAAUGCUAUCCUGCUUAAUUAUGUCUAUACAACCCACUAGCCUGUAAUUGGAGCAUUAGCACUUGUAGGGCAAUGAAUUAUGCGGUUGGAGGACUCGUGUCUUUCUUCAGCAUGCCUUAUGAUUUCUGGAAGGUUGACACAGUGGUUCUUUUCACUUACUCUAUCUACACCAGGGAUGUAAUGCGAAACCGCAACCUUUUUUAUGGAUUGACAAAACUAAUCAAACAGGCAAUUGGAGAACGCAACAACGAAUAUGACUGCGGUAAAGGCAAUGGAGAGUGGAUUGAAUAUGCAGAAGAAGAUCGCAAAGGAAAUGAACGCAGACAAGGUAGAGACUCUCUUCGACGAACUGGCGGAACAGAACGAAUUCAGCAACGAAGUUUCCGAUCUUUUCGCGCAGAGUACUACUUCUUAUUUACUAUUCGUAUUUGUUUUUGUUGUUGUUGAUGAUGGGACUAGGCUUUCUUAAAUCCUGCUUGAUUUGCUGCGGGGUCAGUAGCUGCUUUUCUUUGUGCGAUGUUUUUCGUAGAUAUUUUUGUUCUAGACAUCGGAAGAAGGAAGUGAGUCGGAAUUUUCAGUCAAAUACACCAAACCAUGAUACAUAGGACCAGUUGUUUACUGAAGGAACUUUAUCCCUUUAUACUACCUUCACAGACGCAGAGCAGAUUGGAGGGGACAUGGAUGUGGACGAAGAGUUGGAUCAGCUCUCUGCACAGCUACUGCAGGAAGACCUGCUCAACACGCAAGCGGUGCCCGCAGGUGGACAGCCCUCCCGGGCACCAGCUGCUGCUGCGCCUUCCGCGGCACCGGCGCAAGAGGUACGUUUAGUGCGGAUUUCGAUUCUUUUUUUAGACCUUUUUUUAUUUUCUUGAUUUACCUCUUGAUUUAACUAAGCUAACUUAUAGUUAGAUGUUGUUUCACAUCGCAAACUUCAUCGCCCAUUCAACAUGAUUGCUCAUGUUCCAUCAUUUGGACAAGUACAACGACACUUCUUCAAGAGAAAUAGGGGUAAGUACUUAUGAUUUACCUAUUGUUACAGGCAAAACCCAGUGCGAGUGCUCUAGCAGCAGACGAAGAGGCGCAGUUAGCGGAGCUUCAAGCCCAACUGAACUUCGCAUAGUUUGGAUUUUUUGGAGACAUUACUUUUUUUCGUCGUUAUGAGAAUCAAUCACAUUGAAAACUAUGGCUAUAUGUUCAUGGUACCGUUAAAGUAAAUCUAUCAAGCACCAGGUUCUUCACCUAUGGAACGAUCGUUUGAAUCUAUCUAUCACAUUAUGGAAGGAAAAGCCAUCCAGCUCCCAAGAGACAAGUCGAUGUUAGACGUUUUGGACACUCUAUGGAAAAGCUGUGUGGAGUUGAGACGCGUUUGAGCACAAGCUGUAGACUGUUUUGGAACUUUGAUGGAGCAGAAAAAAUCAUAGACAUAUUUGGCCCCUCAUAUAUGUCGUUCUCUUGUGAAUCCUCCCCUCAUGGCGAAGGCCAAAGUUGACUAUUUAUGAACUCAACAGCAAGUCCAGAGGGUUUUUUCCUCAAUCAAGUAUUUUCGGGGAAAAAGGACAGACGAGACGAU